CUGGUACGGCCCGCGCUGUCUCCUUGGCAACGGCCCCAGCAGUCUGGGUCUCUAGCUCGCCCGGCUUGGCAAUCGAGGUGUGAGGCGGCGCCUCCGGACUCCGGGUUACUGGAGGGACCCUCGCCCUCCACCCGGAAAGGCAUUGACCAGUACUACUUGGAUGCAUUUGACCAUCUCCUAGGAGACUUGAAUGAGACUUGGAGUUUCUAUAAGUAAACAAACAGUUCUCUCUUAUUUGGAGCAAUGCUGAAAUUCCGAGAGGCUUCUAAGUGUGUGAGUGGAUCAAUAGCUGUUUCCACUUGUCCAAAGUCCUUGAUUGCGAGAAGAUACACACUUCAACAGAAACUUGGCAGCGGAAGUUUUGGAACCGUCUAUCUGGUGUCAGACAAGAAAGCCAAACAAGGUGAAGAAUUAAAGGUACUGAAGGAAAUCUGUAUUGGAGAACUCAAUCCAAAUGAGACUGUGCAGGCCACUUUAGAGGCCCAGCUCCUUUCCAAGCUGAAUCACCCAGCUAUUGUCAAGUUCCAUGCAAACUUUGUGGAGCAGGAUAAGUUCUGCAUUAUCACAGAGUACUGUGAGGGUCGAGAUCUGGACUGUAAAAUUCAAGAAUAUAAAGAAGUUGGAAAAACCUUUCCAGAGAGUCAGAUAAUAGAAUGGUUUAUCCAGCUGUUGCUGGGAGUUGACUACAUGCAUGAAAGGAAGAUACUUCAUCGAGAUUUGAAAUCAAAGAAUAUAUUUCUGAAAAAUAAUAAACUUAAAAUUGGGGAUUUUGGAGUUUCUCGACUCCUAAUGGGAUCCUGUGAUCUAGCCACCACUUUAACUGGAACUCCCCAUUAUAUGAGCCCGGAGGCUCUGAAACACCAAGGCUACGACACAAAGUCGGAUAUCUGGUCCCUGGCAUGCAUUUUGUAUGAGAUGUGCUGCAUGAAUCAUGCAUUCACUGGCUCCAAUUUCUUAUCCAUUGUUUUAAAAAUUGUUGAAGGAGACACUCCUUCUCUCCCUGAGAGAUACCCAAGACAGCUGAAUGCCAUUAUGGAAAGCAUGUUGAACAAGAGUCCUUCAUUGAGACCAUCUGCAAUAGAAAUUCUAAAACUUCCUUACAUUGAUGAACAACUACAGAUUAGACAUUCUGAUGCAGAGAAUCUGCCUUCAAUGGACCUGAUGUGUCGAUAUUCAGAAAUGGCCCUGGAAGACAAGAAUUUGAAUAGUCAGGAGGAGGCAGCUUAUAUAAUUAAUGCUGUGCAAAAAAAGAUUCACCUGCAGACCCUGCGGGCACUGUCUGAGGUGCAGAAGAUGACACCAAGAGAGAGAAUGCGGGUGAGGAAGGUCCAGGCAGCUGAUGAGGAGGCCAGGAAGCUGAAAAAGCUUGUGGAAGAAAAAUAUGAAGAAAACAACAAACGAAUGCAGGAACUGAGAUUGCGGAACUUCCAGCGGCAGACAGUGGAUGUGCUCCACGAAUGUGAUGACCCAGCUUCAGACAACCUGCCUGAAUCUCAGCCCAUUCCUUCCCUGGAUCUCUGCACACUUGGGUCAAAUGUGGAAGACACCAUACCUGACCUUGGAGAUCAUGGUAUGAAUUUGCAUCAGUGUUCAGAAGGCUGCUCUUGGAUGACAGAGAUCCCAGAAGACCCACUUGUGGCUGAAGAGUAUUAUGCUGAUGUAUUUGAUUCCUGUUCUGAAGAAAGUGAGGAGAGUGAGGAAGGAAAAACAGUAUUCUCAGUCAAGGAUGAAGAGGAUGAGGAUGAAGGACCCCAGCCUGUUUACAGGACAAACCAACAGGACAGUGAUACUGAAGCCCUGGCCAGGUGUUUGGAGCAUGUGCUGGGCUGCACCACUCUAGACACAAGGACUGCCACCAGCUCAGCUCCAGACACACCCUCAGAACCAACAAUUUUCAACAGUGCAAUGGCCAGGACCAGGAUGAAACACAUGCGGGAAAGCAGCAAUGAAUGGAGUGUAUGUAGCUCAGCUGAAGAGGCCUGAAUCUGCAUGGGAGGCACUAGCUCUGGUCUGAACAUGUUUCCCCUCAAACUCAUAUGUUGAAAUCCUAAGCCCAAAAGGAGAUGGUAUUAGUAGGUGGGGGUUUGGAGAGGUACUUAAAUCAUGAGGGUGGGGCCCUCAGGUGUGGUAUUAGUGACAUACUAUAAAAGAGACUCCAGAUUGAUCCCAGCCCCUUCUGCCAUGUGACAUGGCCCUUAGCUGUGACCCAGAAGAGGGCCUCCACCAAAAGGGGGCCACAUUGGCCCCUUGUUCUAGGACUUCCCAGCCUCCAGAACCGUGAGGAAAAAAAGUCUGUUGUUUGCAAGCCAUGGAGCACAUGCUACUUUGUUGUAGCAGACUAAACAAACUAUGACAGCACCUGAUAUAAACUUCUCGGCAGGGAAGGGACCCAGCCUCCUAAUCUAACUUCUCUGCAACUCAUAUCUCCAGAUCAAGGGCGGGAAACUCUCUUUGUAAGGGCUACAUGGUGAAUAUUUUAGGUUUCAUGGGCCAGUUAUCUCUGUUACCAUUACAGCUCUGCUCUUGUAACACAAAAGCAGCUAUGGACAAUAUGAAUUACUGAGUAUGGCUGUACUUUAGUAAAAUAUUGUUUUCAAACUGCAGUCUGAAUUUGAUAUAAUUUUUAGGUGUCACUAGGUAUUAUUCUUCCUUUGAUUUUUUCCAACCAUUUUUAAAUGUUCAAACAAUUCUUAACUCGCAAGAUAUACAGAAACAAACAGAAGGUUAGCUUUGGCCUGUGGGCUGUAUGGUUUGUAUACCACUCCUAUAGAUGUUCCAACUCAGAAACUUCUCUCUAAAAUCUACUUCCUAUAUGGGUGCUGGUUGAAUAGUUAGGAAGUUUGAUAAAAAUUAUUUUCAGUUGAUUUUCAUUUAUGUUGUUCUAUAGUACAACACAUUAUCCCUCCAGGCUGAUAUUUGGAAACAAAGGAGAAAAAAAGUACUUAAAAUUGUUUCCAAACCUCGAGCUGAUAAUAUGUUUAGAUGCCUGUUGUUUUCGAGUCUUACCUGUACCUGAGUGGUCACCUAGUAACACAGUUACCAUGGCACCAAAGAUUCCCAGGAUCUGGAAGUGAGGGAAUUUGGGUGAAACUUUCCCAUCUGCCCUUCCUUCCACUCGUUCUUUCUGGGAGGAGAUUAUGGAGAAGGCUUGCUAAUCUCCCAGUCAAUAAUCUUCAAAGGCAAGAAAAGCAACUCACUUAUUUCACCCUUAAAAUUUAAUAACGUGGUGUUGUAGUCUUAGAGUUUUGAUCUAAGACUUCAUCACUUUUGCAGAGGACACAAUAUCUCAUUUCCUAGCACAUUAUGAAAUGCUUUAAAUAAUUAAAAUAAAAGCAGUUUUGCCGCACAAAAAAAGUAACCAAGCUGCAUUCCAGUGAUUUUAUUCCUGGUGUGUUGUUCACUUCUUUAUGCUUGAUUGAAUUUGACCAAGUGCUUCCUGGCUCACUGAUACAGUUUGAGCUACUCCCCCAUGGAUGGUACUGCUCCUCUGGCAGAAUAAUGUGUUAUCCCCUUAUAUUCCACAUCACAAAGCCCCACACCAUUCCAGAACAGGCCAAGAGGAAAUUGAGGCUGUAGAGUUAAGGAUCUUCUGAGGAUGUUUGUUUCCACAGCCAGAAAAAAAUGGGAAUCGUGGGUUCUUUCCCUAUGUGGUAAUGUACUGGCUGCAUCCCCAACAUAUGGACAGCAACUGUUGGAAUUCAAAGAACAAUAAAUGACAUUUGUCCCCAGGGAGAUUAUAAUGUGGGGAAAGCACCGGACUUCAAACUGAAAAGCUAAAUAACAGCACAGUGGUUAUGUAAUCAGAGGUGAUGGUUAAGAAAAGUCCCCAACUGGGACCAUAGCCAUAUGCCAAACAGAGCAGAUGGUGAGAGUGUCAAGAUGAGAAAGGGAAUUUGAGGAUGUCUCUGGGGGAAAUAGGAACUUGGCCUCAGCCUUAACAUAGACAUAGGAUUUGAAGGAUAAAGAGAAGGAGGGAGCUGGAGCCCAGCAGACUUGGAGUCUGACUUUUAGUUCCACCAGGAGAUGGCUUUCUGAGCUCAGGCAAGUGAGUUUUUUUCCAAGGUUCAGUUUUCUCAUCUGCAAAAUGGUCAUCACAUUAUUGCCAUAGCUGAUUCCCUGGUAAGUGGACUCAGGGGUGGGGAUUUUGUGCAGGAGGUAAGUGUAGGGUAUCCUGGAGGCCAACACCUGUAGGAAGGAGGGCAAAGGAAGCAGAUAGUCUCGGUGGAGAUCUCCACUGCUUUGGCAGAGAGCUCUGAAGCUGGACCUGCCCUGCAGGGCUCCUCUGGGUAGAGGGGACAGGGCUAGGCCCAUACAACCCAGGUUAACCAAGCACUGGAUGUGGGCCACCCUGGAAAGGGACUAAGACAAGGUGUUAUUCAGCCAAGGCAAUCCCAGGAGGGGCUGACAGCUGAGGGCAGACCCUCAAGGACAUCCCCGGCAGCCAGGGAGUGUGUGCUGGGCCUGCUGUGAUGAGUCUGUAACUUAAUGCAUAUAAAACUGAUACAUAAAAGAGGUUCUUAAAGAAAAAUCAAGUAUCUGGUACCAAUCUCUAAAGGGUCAAAAAGAUAGCUUUUUAUUUCAAAGAAUAUAAGGAAGGGAACACAAAGAAUGUAUUAUAGGGAUACUAAUUACAUCAGGUGAUUGUAUUCUUUUUUUUAUUUUUGAAAACUGUCAAGCCUAAGAAAAGUUGUAAGAAUAGCACAAUAAACCCCUAUAUCUGUUCAUCUAGAGUCAUCAAUUAUCAUUUUGCCACAAUUACAUAAUUUCUUUAUGUCUAUCUAUACAUGUAAAGUAUUAUUAUUAUUAUUACAGGGUAAUUUGAGAAUACGUUUCAUUCACCAUGAUUCUUCACUUUUAAAUAUUUAAAAGUACAGCUCCUAAGAACAAGGACAGUCUUUUAUAUAAUCACAGUAAAUGGCUAAAUUUAAGAAAUUUCACAUUGAUAUAUUAUUUGAUACACCGAUCCAGAUCCAAAUUUUACCAAUUGCCCCAAUAAUGGCUUUUACAGCAGGUUUUUUUUUUUUUUUUUUUUUGAUCCAGGAUACAAACCAGGAUCACAGAUUUUCACGCCUUUUUGGUGUUAUUUAUUGUGGAACAAAUCUUCAGUUACUUGUCAUCUUUUAUGAUACUGACAUUUUUGAAGAGUACAGUCAGUUUAUUUGUCUGAUAUUUCCUUAUAGUUAGAUCCAAGUUACUAAUUUUUUUUUAUGGUAUCCUAUAUAAGUGAUUCUAUGUCCUGAAUUUUUUAAAACUUAAUUUUUGGAAGUUGUAGACAUAUAUGAAAGUCAUCAGAAUAGUAUAAUUAAUCCCAACAGACUCAUCAACCAAUUCAACAAUCAACAGCUCAAGGCAAACCUUGCUUUGUCUCUACUACCAUCUAUUCUUCUGUGUUGCUUUUAAGAACAUA
Messenger RNA from Bubalus bubalis (water buffalo), 5407 nucleotides. RefSeq names its product NIMA related kinase 11 (gene NEK11). The transcript has 17 exons. Lineage: Eukaryota; Metazoa; Chordata; Mammalia; Artiodactyla; Bovidae. Gene Ontology annotation, biological process: protein phosphorylation. Gene Ontology annotation, molecular function: ATP binding; protein kinase activity. The record is from RefSeq and is a predicted model, not a curated record. The coding region runs from base 244 to 1983 and encodes 579 amino acids.